AUGACCAAGCAGCAGUCUACCUUUGUAGUCAAGUACCUGACGGGCAACGGACGCGUUGGCAUCAUCCGUCCAAUUCUUCACUUGAAGGAAGCUCAGUACACAAACGAGAUUGUCACUUUUGAAGACGUUGCCGCUCACCGCGCCGAUUAUCCCUUUGGUCACAUCCCAAUGUUGAUCGAGACCAAACCCGACGGCACCAAGUUUGAGCUCGGCGAAUCUCUUGCCAUCGAGCAAUACCUUGCAGAAAAGUUCGAUCUCCUCGGUGCAACGCCCGAAGAAAACGCCAUCCAAAAAUCCAUCGCCCUCAACAUCUACUUUGAGAUUUACGCCCACUGUUUCGCGGGCAAGAUCCCCAUCCAAGAAGCCGUCGCCGAUCCCAACUCUGAAUUCCUCUCCAAGGCUUUGCCACAGUUCUUGGCAUGCCAUGAACGGUGGUUGAACAAGAACGGGAACAAUGGACAUUAUUUCGGCGACAAGUUAACUUACCCGGAUCUUGUGUUGUUGCAUUGGUGCAGGAUGAUGCAGGGGCUGGGUGUCAAGUUGAAUGAGAACAGUCCGGUGAAGAAGUUAGAGAAUACCUUGAAGGAGAUGGAGGAGUGGAAGGGGAUGUAUGAUACCUUCCACCCCUUUGGCUCCGUUUAG
This is a messenger RNA of Linnemannia hyalina, 642 nucleotides long. Lineage: Eukaryota; Fungi; Mortierellomycota; Mortierellomycetes; Mortierellales; Mortierellaceae. The record is from the annotation of a GenBank genome assembly.